AUGUCAAUUACAAAAGUAGACAGUUUAUUAAAACCUAGAACAAUGAAAUCAACCUUCAAUAAUAACAAUGUAGAUGAUGACGAUCUUUAUUCUGGAUACGAUUCUAUGCCACCUGAAUAUAAUGUUAAUGAUUUAAUUGAAGAUGAAGAAUUUCAAGAAGCCUUAAAAUCUGUAACAUGGGGCAAAAGGUCGGCCACACCAAAACCACCAGGAACAGCAUCUUGGAGAAUCGGAACCUCCAUGUCUCGGCUCGGUACUGGAUUCGAUUCGAGGCCAAAAACAGGCCGUUUGAAUGUUAAUUCGGCAAUACGUCCAGCCACAGCAAUUAAAGGAGCAGGAUAUUCGUCCAAUACCGAUAUACACGAUGCAUACAACAGAAAUCCUAAAGCAUUGGGAAUAUUAUCAGAGACUCCAAAAGAAGAAACGCCAAUGAUGAAGUUUAAAAACAUGGAACGCAAAAUAGUAAAAUUAUUAGAAGAAUGUUAUGUUACCUGUGCUAAAUCCAAAGGGUCCACUAGAACUAGAGGAAAAUCUUCACCAGAUAUUCCUGACUACUCUGUAACUCUUGCAAAAGCUAAAGAAGCAUCUACCUUAGAAAGAGCACUUAUAAGAAUGCAAGAAGAGGUUGGACAUAAAGAACACAAUUUUGAUUUAACAUAUUCGGUUCUUUAUAAUAUGGCUAUGCAAUAUACCUACAAUGAAAUGUAUGAAGAAGCCUUAAACGCGUACACUCUUAUGACCAAAAAUAAACUUUUUGCUAAUGCAAAUAGAUUAAAAUUAAAUAUUGGAAAUAUUUAUUACAAAUUGGGUCAAUACAAAAAAGCUAUUAAAUUAUACCACAUGGCACUUGAUCAAGUGCCUAAUGCUCAGAAGGAGUUAAGAUUGAAGAUAAUGCAUAAUUUAGCUGCUACUUUUGUAACUAUUGGGCAGUAUCAAGACGCUGCUACUAAUUUUGAAUAUAUCAUGGCAGAUAAAGGUGAUAUUAAGUCUGGUCUACGUUUAGUUCUUUGCUAUUACGCUUUGGAUGAUGUGCCUAAAAUGAAAAUAGCAUUUAAAAAAUUACUCAAUGUAGAUUUGGAUCUUCUGGAUACAGAUAGUUAUAUUGAUCCAAUAGUUGAUCCUGAUUUAACAAUACUCAAAGACGUUAUUUUGUCCGAUGAAAUGAGUCAAAUGGAGCAAAAACUGAAAAACGAAGCAGAGCAGUGUAUAUUAUUAGCUGCAAAAGUUAUAGCACCAGUAAUUGAAGAAUCUUAUAUAGAUGGAUACAACUGGUGCGUGGAUAGUCUCAAAGAAUCGUACUACGGAAUUUUAGCAAAUGAAUUGGAAAUGAAUAAUGCUAUAACAUUUUUAAAACGGAAUGAUAUUCCUCACGCUAUAGAAACUUUGAAGUUGUUUGAGAAGAAAGAAGAUAAAAUAGCUUACAUAGCUUCUGUGAAUUUAUCAUUUAUUUACUUCUUGCAAGGAAACCACGAUUUAGCGAUCAAAUAUACUACUCAAGCAAAAAAGUUAGAUUCAUACAGCGCCGCCGCCUACGUGAACCACGGGGCUUUGCAGUUUGCUCAAGGAAAUUUAUCCGAAGCUAAAGAUGAAUUUCAAGCUGCUUUAUCAAAUGAUGCUGGUUGCAUCGAAGCAAUUUAUAAUUUAGGUUUGUUACUAAAACAUGAAAAACAGUACGAUGCAGCAUUAGAUUGUUUUCGAAGAUUAGAAAUUCUGUACGGGUCUGACGCAGUGGCACCGCUUCUGUUCCAAUUGGGGCACUUGUACGAGUUAAAAAAUGAUCCGGACGCAGCAAACGAAUGUUUCAUGCAGGUAAUCGGAUUGGAUGCAACAGAUCCUAGUGUAUUAAAACACAUGGGCGAAAUGUUUGCACGUGAUAAUGAUAAACAACAGGCUUAUAACUACAUGUCCGAUUCUUAUAGGUUUUAUGCCGGUAAUUUAGACGUAGUAAAUUGGUUAGGUACUUACCACAUAGAAGAGCAACAAGCAGAAAGGGCCCAUUUUUACUUCGAGAGAGCUGCGAUGUCAUCACCAAAUGUUCCCAAAUGGUAUCUUUUAUCAGCAAGCUGUUAUAAGAAAACAGGAAACUUUCAACAGGCACUCACUUUGUAUACAGAAUUACAUCAAAAAUUUCCUGAAAAUAUUGAAUGUUUAAAACAUUUAAUAGAAAUGUGCGCUAGCCAAGGAUUGAAGGAAGCCGAAUUUUAUAGCGCAGAAUUGAAACGUGUCGAAAAAUCAAAGGAAGCUAGAGAGCGUAUAGGUAGUGCAAGACCGGGAUCUAGACGUCAAGCACUAAUAAAUUCUGGACAUAGUUUAUCAAUAGAAAGUUCUCGAUAUUCUGGCGAUAUGUCAAGUCGGAGUAGUAAAAUGCAAUACAAUAUUCAUACUAUUGAAAAACCGAAAAAUACAUUAUUUGAAAAUAAAGAUAAAACGCCCAAUAAAUUAGUUUAUGAAGAUCCUCUAGGAUCACCUCCUAGUAGACCGAGAACAGUGAUGAAAUUUGGCAUCGAAGACACAUUUAAAAAUCAAGAUAUCAGCGACGAUCUUUUGCCUACAUAA
Messenger RNA from Ctenocephalides felis (cat flea), 2556 nucleotides. RefSeq names its product intraflagellar transport protein 88 homolog (gene nompB). Lineage: Eukaryota; Metazoa; Arthropoda; Insecta; Siphonaptera; Pulicidae. The record is from RefSeq and is a predicted model, not a curated record. Gene Ontology annotation, cellular component: non-motile cilium; ciliary basal body; ciliary base. Gene Ontology annotation, molecular function: kinesin binding. Gene Ontology annotation, biological process: intraciliary transport; non-motile cilium assembly. Bases 1 to 2556 code for a protein of 851 amino acids. The transcript has 14 exons.